Messenger RNA from Daphnia pulicaria, 1057 nucleotides. RefSeq lists its product as uncharacterized. The coding region runs from base 1 to 843 and encodes 280 amino acids. The transcript has 4 exons. The record is from RefSeq and is a predicted model, not a curated record. NCBI's taxonomy places the organism in Eukaryota, Metazoa, Arthropoda, Branchiopoda, Diplostraca, Daphniidae.
AUGAGGAACGGGCCGGAGUCGAGCCGGAAGCGGACCUUCCUCUUGAGGCGGACCAAAUCGGAGCGCCGUUCGGAACACGAAGGAUCGUCUGCCCAGCCGCCGACGGCGACUCAUCCGCACAGCGAGCGGAUCAAGUACAAAGCGGAAAUUCCCAUUUCCGUCAUCCGCGCCGCUCAAGCCAAAACCCGAAGGUACAAUUUGGAGAGGAAGAUCUUCCAGCAGCAGCUGGACUUGAAGCAAAUGCAAAUCCGCAUCGGGCAGGCCAACGAGCAGGUGUUUGCCAAGCGGCUCAUCGACGGAUUCCGCAAAGACGCCGUCACCGUCGGACUCCGCCCCUACGACGGAUCCUAUUCCUUCCAGCAACUCGAAGUAUACCUCUACAAUCAGCUGAGGCUGGUGCAAGGUGGGCGGACUUUGCUGCCGCUGGUCGAUUCGGCGACGGACCGCGAAGACGCCGCCACUGCCACCAACGGACUGACGUACGGUGACGUCAUCGAGACCGAGUCCACCAAUGGGACGAGCAGGACGACUACGACGACGACGAUGCCGGUGGACAAGUGCACCCACACGACCCAGCGUUGCCCGCACGCCAUGUACGCUUAUACGACGUUGCCGCCAGCCUGCUACACGGGCGUCUCCUGCGCUGCCUUUAUUCCCUACCACAAACACCACCGGCCCGUCACUCAACAACAUCAACAGCAACAACAACCAACGAAUCACCCGGGGACGGCCAAGUCGACGACGGAAAACGGGCGAAUCAUUCUGCCGAAAUUGAAUUUGAACAACAACAUCAACGGCCAUCAGAAGAGCAACACAUCACCCGCUAACAAAGGCAGUCAUUGAAAGUUAUUGGCUAAUCAAGAAAAAUAUCGAAGUCUCGUUCAUUCAUUUAUUCAAUUCGAAAUCAAAUUAAAUUAAAGAAAAAAAAUUAAAAGAAAUUAACAAAAUAUUGAUGAUGUUACGAAACGAUGUUGUUAUUUCGAUGGCCCGUGUAAUUAAGUCAGCACGACGACACGGGAGGCGCACCUCGUUUAUGUUUGUUUGUUUUUCUAUUCAC